This is a messenger RNA of Wallemia ichthyophaga EXF-994, 1536 nucleotides long. RefSeq lists its product as uncharacterized. Bases 1 to 1536 code for a protein of 511 amino acids. The record is from RefSeq and is a predicted model, not a curated record. The transcript is spliced from 2 exons. Lineage: Eukaryota; Fungi; Basidiomycota; Wallemiomycetes; Wallemiales; Wallemiaceae.
AUGAAUCUCACCUACGAUCUGUCCAUGCGCCAACAACCCAAGCAUUCCAGGAUGUGCGGCGUUGGUAGCAAGGCGGAUAGAAGACCAAUUGAUCCACCGCCGAUUGUCCAGUUGAAGGUCUUCUCGCAUCACAAUUCACUCAAAAUGCGCCAAGAUUUGUCAUUCAACCACCUCCAAUCACCGUACUUCUUCGUCUACUGCAGCCUAGCCAGUGAACACAGCGACCACGAGCUACACCUGCUCUCUGAAACCAAAACGAGGUACACGACGGGCAAUGUCACCUCAUCUGUCUACUGCCUACGUGAUCUCGACCUCUCCGAAGUUCUUGUCGCUGUUUUCCCGGAUGUCAGCGUCAGAGUUGAAGGCAGAUUCAGGUUAAAGUUUAGUUUGUUUGAAAUUUCCAACUCUAAAACAUUCCACCGUAAAUCCCUCUUCUCGAACCCUUUCACCGUCUUCUCUGCUAAGCGUUUCCCCGGCAUGGACCAGUCGACCGAGUUGUCCCAGUGCCUAGCAAACCAAGGCCUCAAGAUUCGCAUACGCAGGGAUAACCGCCGUGACAGACGCAAGUCCAGUAAGCGUUACUACGAGGAUGAUGAUGAUGUUGGUGGCAGCAACAACAGUGGACACAGUGCGCCCACAACAAAUUCCCCUCCCCACUCUCCCGCUCUCAACCCAAACAUCCUCUCUUACCCCUCCCAAUCCUUCAAGAGACCCCUCGCACCACUGCCCUCUAGACUCGCCAAUAUACCCCCCAACACGGCACCUUUCAACGACCUCAGUGGUGGCAGUGUAGACAGCGGUAGUGGCAGUGUGCAGACUGCGCAGACUGCGCAGACUACCCAAACCAAUCAAGCUACUCUCCCACACACUCACAACCAGCUCACUCUCCCCACUCUCCCCACAUUCCCCAGUCUCGCUAACCUCCCCACUCCCACUCUCCCCCUCGAGAGGAGUGCGAGCAGUGGGCAAUUAGGGCCCAUGCUGGGGAGGGGUGUACAGGGUGCACCAGUUACUCCAGCUACAUCAGCUAAUCCUAUUACAGCUCCCACUCCCCAGCGUAUCCACUCCACUCCCACCAUGUACAGACCACAUGCCGCGAUAACACAUGCACACCCACCGCCCCGACCGCCUUUGGGACACACACACACACAACCCACAUCCAGUGUGCACCAGCGGAGCAAUUUAAUUGGCAGUAGCAGUAGCAAUAGCAAUAGCAAUAACAGCAAUAGCAAUACCGACACCAACACCAACAGCAUAUCCACGUCCACUUACCCUUCACACUCCUCUCAGACAGGCAUACCACCUCCCCCUCCCAAAUUACAAACCCCGCCCAGCUUAGCUGCCCUACCCUCCUUACCCUCCUUACCCAACCUGCCACGGAUACAACUCCCUCCUAUACGCGAUCUCAUCAAGCCACUCCAGGCAACGCAGACCCAGCCAGCACAGCCAGCACAGCCACAUCCUCAAUCUCAUACUUACCCCCAGCACACUCCCCCCUUCAAUCCGAGCAAUUUCAAACCACCCAACCAGAGGUGA